AUGACUGAAAAUCUUCGCAACACGGGAUUGCACAAUGGCACGUUUAAAUUUAGUGUUUGGGAAAAUUCUGAAUAUUCUGACUCGAAUAACAGAUUGAAACAUCAGCGUGUCGUGACCAAUGUCUGGAAAAUAAAUUUCCCCUUGCAUUGUUUUAAUGAAGAUGAAGUUUUAAUACAACAUAGAACUAAGAUGGAUAAGUAA
This is a messenger RNA of Clunio marinus, 201 nucleotides long. Lineage: Eukaryota; Metazoa; Arthropoda; Insecta; Diptera; Chironomidae. The record is from the annotation of a GenBank genome assembly.